AUGACCCCUUUACACCUGGCUCUUUCCAAGGGUCACGCUGACGUUGCUGCUGAACUUGUUGAACGCGGUACGUUAUUUAAGUGGAUAUUUCAUCACUUAAUACCAAUAGGAGCCAUUCAGAAGUAUAACAAGCGCGGUGAAGUGCCGUUGGACAUGGCAUCUGAAUCUACAUUAUCACGAUUGCAAGAUCUAUUAGGCCCAGAGCGUUUCGAGAGGCUGAAAAGCGUAGAUGAUACUAUGAAGAAUAUAAAACCACCGGUACCAUUUUAUAAUCGGAAGAAGAAAACGAAGGGUGAUAGCUCUGUAGCUAGGGAUGACAAGGAAUCUAUUGAGCAAGCUGUGAACGAUGCUGUAUAUGAUUUACCCGCACAUUUGACCUAUACAUCGACCUUGGAUUACAUAUCAAUGAUGGAUACGGAAAACGGUAGCCUAUCAGGUAACCAACCUGAUAGCGAAAAUUCUCAAUUGGUACUUACAUUCAACAAAAAAUCACCUCACUUUCGUCGGAUAACGGAGUUCUUUGAAACGUGCGACAUCAAUAUUACUGUGCCGCUACCGCUUAAGAACAAAUGGGUUAUUUGGGAGCAAAUAGUUAAGGGGGGUGAUCAUCGUCACAAUACAGACUAUAAAUGUCAUACCAGGCCACUGGUGGCCUUUGACACCGUACAGAGCUUCUGGAAUCUAUGGUUUAAUAUACCUCAACCAAGUGAACUUUCCACAACACGCCGCCUAUCCAGGGAAUGCAAGGACGGAUCAGAACAUGUAGUGGACGCUAUUAUGUUAUUUAGAGAUGGAAUAGAACCCAUGUGGGAAGAUGAGAUGAAUAAGGAUGGUGGUCACUUUGACUAUCGGUUCAAACCUACCGACGUUUCGCAAAUUACAGUAGAUGAAUAUUGGAAUAAUAUAGUACUAGGACUCAUAGGAUGCAGCAUACCACAUGCCAAUCUGAUUAAUGGCAUUCGUCUGGUGGACAAACUUGCCAUCAGGUUCCCCGUCGUGCGUAUCGAAGUUUGGUUCCGUAACCUAGGCGAGGAUAACGACGCUACGCAGUUGAUGAAAUCUAUCGGAACGUGUAUGGCCCGCCGUUUGACUCAAACAUUAUGCUUUAAAAUGUCACGCAAUGCGUUAUAUGUUACAGGCGACUUUUGCGUUAAUACUUUGGCGUUUCACAAUAGCCGCGACUUGCUCGUAACCGGUAGCAUCGCUGGUAGCCUUGCCUUAUAUACAUGGGACCUUGAGACGGCCACUAUUACACCUUCUCGAACUAUAGACGAUGCACAUAACAGGUCCAUAAGGAAGGCUGGGUUCUCAGAUGAUGGCAACGCCGUCUCUGCCGACAAAAGGGCGUCACUAAUUGACGUGGAAGGAGGCGCCGUGAAGUGGUAUAGCCGUAAACAUGAGUUAGUUACUGUGUGUAAAUACAAUUCAACUUUAUUUAGAGCAGGAGUAACCACAUUCUGCAUUAUAGAUGACCAUACUAUCGCCACGGGUGAUGAAGAUGGAGCUAUAUUGCUCUGGGACACACGGGUCACCAAGGCAGUUUGCCGCUCAAAGGUUACCGAGUUCAACAGUACUAUUGCAGGUAUCUUGUUAGGAAAGGACACAAGGGAACUGUUGGCGAUAUGUGAUGACCAGUUGGGGUGCUUUACCCUAAAAAACGGAAAGAUGUCACUACUCGGCAUGUCAGACAAUGUUGAAGACGAGUUUUUGUGUUUCUGCUAUGCCAAACAGAUGCGAAAGGUCGUAUGCGGGACUAAUACAGGACACCUGUGUCUAUUUUCUUACGGACAUUGGGGCGAUAUCAACGACCGCAUAACCCUAGGGACAAAUAGCCUGGAAAGCAUUGUCGCAUUGGACCAUAACACGGUACUAAUCGGCGGUGAUAAUGGAACUAUCGAUGUUGUAUCGAUAAUGCCGAACGAAAUAAGAGGCACUCUGGGGGAUAUAGCUAAGCUCGGCGAUAAAAUAACAAAUACGGACUCGCUAUGCCUAAACGACACAAAAACAAUUCUAGGGUUCAUAGCUAAUCUUGAGCAAAUAUGCCUCGUUACCACAGACAAGAUCAUCCAGUUGGCAGACGGCAAAUUGCAAGAGUCCAGCUUUUUUGCUGACCUCUAG
Messenger RNA from Babesia sp. Xinjiang, 2118 nucleotides. Its product is annotated as WD repeat-containing protein 55. Gene Ontology annotation, biological process: translational initiation. Bases 1 to 2118 code for a protein of 705 amino acids. NCBI's taxonomy places the organism in Eukaryota, Apicomplexa, Aconoidasida, Piroplasmida, Babesiidae. The record is from RefSeq and is a predicted model, not a curated record. Gene Ontology annotation, cellular component: eukaryotic translation initiation factor 4F complex. Gene Ontology annotation, molecular function: protein binding; RNA 7-methylguanosine cap binding; translation initiation factor activity. The transcript is spliced from 13 exons.